Molecule: messenger RNA, 923 nt
Organism: Gossypium raimondii (Peruvian cotton)
Lineage: Eukaryota; Viridiplantae; Streptophyta; Magnoliopsida; Malvales; Malvaceae
Product: protein LURP-one-related 8
Exons: 2
Coding region: 187-828 (213 amino acids)
Source: RefSeq, a predicted model, not a curated record
CCAACCCUAUACUUUUUUCCUUUAUAAAAAUACUCUCUCUGCCUAAUUCCUCCACUCAAACCAAGCUCCGAAGUUUCGCUCUGCCCAUUAAGUUUUUUUUUCCUUUUGUCAUCUAUUACUUGGAUCAUCUUGAGUUGAGUUUUAGUGUUGCAAUCUUUUUUCCAAAUUAGUGUUUAAAGGCUGGCAAUGACAAAGGUUUAUCCCAAUGCUAGUAGUUUUUCCGGCAGCGGUACCAUCUCCGAGAGGCCGCCUAAGGUGUUAGCAGCACCAGAAUCCGAGGCAAUUCUAACCGUAUGGAAAAAAUCCUUGCUCUUCAACUGCAAUGGCUUCACAGUGUUUGGUAGUAAAGGUGAUUUGGUGUUCAGGGUAGAUAAUUACAUGGACGGUAACAAGGGUGAGAUCCUUCUCAUGGAUGCCACUGGCAACCCUCUCCUUACCAUCCGCCGCAAGAAAAUGAGCCUGGGAGAUAGCUGGUUGGUUUACAAAGGCGAAAGUACCUCAACGAAUCCCCUACUUUGUGUGAGGAAAUCGAUGAACAUCUUAAACAACAAGUGCUUGGCUUACGUUAUCCCCGGCGACAACACUAGCAACCGAAGCAAUAACGUCGUAUACGAGAUCGAAGGGUCGUAUUCGCAAAGAUCGUGUUCCGUAUACGAUGACAGGAGGAGAUUAGCCGCAGAGAUCAAGAAAAAAGAGGCUGUUAAUGGAGGAGUUGCCUACGGAAACGACAUCUUUCGCCUUGUUGUUCAGCCUGGUCAUAUCAGGACGGAUUUUGCCAUGGCUCUCGUCAUCCUUCUUGAUCAAAUGUUCGGAUCUUCAAGACGAUAACCAUCUUUAAUUUCUUGCUUUUUCUUUACCAAAACAUUGUCUAUCUGUUUGUCUAUCUAUAUGUCUAUAUGAAAAUCAUAGCAACAAUUUCCAAA